Arvicola amphibius (Eurasian water vole) is the source of this 537-nucleotide messenger RNA. RefSeq names its product actin-related protein 2/3 complex subunit 3-like. Gene Ontology annotation, cellular component: Arp2/3 protein complex; cytoskeleton. Gene Ontology annotation, molecular function: actin filament binding. Bases 1 to 537 code for a protein of 178 amino acids. The record is from RefSeq and is a predicted model, not a curated record. Lineage: Eukaryota; Metazoa; Chordata; Mammalia; Rodentia; Cricetidae. The transcript has a single exon. Gene Ontology annotation, biological process: regulation of actin filament polymerization; Arp2/3 complex-mediated actin nucleation.
AUGCCGGCUUACCACUUUUCUCUCAUGGACCCUGACACCAAGCUUGUUGGCAACAUGGCGUUGCUGUCCCUCAGAAGUCAGUUCAAAGGACCUGCGCACCACAAGACAAAAGACACAGAUAUUGUGGAUGAAGCCAUCUAUUACUUCAAGGCCAAUGUCUUCUUCAAGAACUAUGAAAUUAAGAUUGAAGCAGACAGAACCUUGAUUUACACCACACUCUACGUCUCUGAGUGUCUAAAGAAACUUCAGAAGUGCAAUUCCAGGAGCCAAGGCGAGAAAGAAAUGUACAGGCUUGGAAUCAGAAACUUCCCCAUUCCUGGAGAAGCUGGCUUUCCCCUCAAUGCCAUUUAUGCCAAACCUGCGAACAAACAGGAGUGUGAAGUGAUGCGGGCAUACCUACAGCAGCUGAUGCAGGAGACUGGACUGUGGCUCUGUGAGAAAGUUUUUGACCCUCAGAAUGAUAAACACAGCAAGUGGUGGACUUGCUUUGUGAAGAGACAGUUCAUGAACAAGAGUCUCUCGGGACCUGGGCAGUGA